Messenger RNA from Oryctolagus cuniculus (rabbit), 2160 nucleotides. It is a transcript of the gene WDR74, whose product is annotated as WD repeat domain 74. Gene Ontology annotation, cellular component: nucleolus; preribosome, large subunit precursor. Gene Ontology annotation, molecular function: protein binding. Gene Ontology annotation, biological process: ribosomal large subunit biogenesis. Lineage: Eukaryota; Metazoa; Chordata; Mammalia; Lagomorpha; Leporidae. The record is from RefSeq and is a predicted model, not a curated record.
GAGACAGAGAGGAAGGUCUUCCUUUGCCGUUGGUUCACCCUCCAAUGGCCGCCGCGGCCGGCACACUGCGCUGAUCCGAAGGCAGGAGCCAGGUACUUUUUUAAACAUUUGAGAAACAGAGACCUUCCAUCUGCUGGCUCACUCCUCAGUAGCCCAACGACCGAGGCUGGACCAGGCCGAAGCCAGGAGCUCCUCCCGGUCUCCCAGGUUGGUGCAGCGUCCCAGGCACUCGGACCAGCCUCCGCUGCCUGCUGGGCGCAUCAGCAGGGACCUGGGCCUCCGAGCGGGGCCCCUUCGGGAUGCGGGCCUGGCGCACUGCAGGCCGUGGCUUUUACUCGCUGAGCGCUGGAGUCGGACUGGAAGCUAAGCUUGCUUCUCAAGCAUGGGAUGCCUCACCCAAACAGCAAAGUUGGGGGUAACCGAUUUCAGAGCCACGUUUAAGCGUCGUCCCUCGAGGGAGCCGCUCGGUCGCUAAGGACGUACUGCAGUGUAUCCUGGGGGGAAUCUGCUUCUGUUCCAAAUUUGAGCUGAUUUUUAGCAUUACGGAGCCUGGAUGAGAGGAACUAACUCCACUGUGCGACAGAGCUGUCUCAGGGCCCUCGGCUUCACUUUUCCCGCCUUUUUUGUUUUGUUUACGCUCAUAAAUGAAGCCACUUACGCACCUUAAUGAUUUCAAUGGUUUCUGCGGUGGCUCUUGUCUAACAGAACGGAACACGUAGUAUUAGUUGACGGGGCACGGAGUUGGGCUUGGGCUGGCUGCCCCCGGCAUCGCCAUCAGUGACGAUGCGUUCCACUACAAGUGCAAAAAGUCCAAAUUCCUCUCCCGAUUUCCAUACACCUCCUGCUUCCGGAAGCGCUUUAAGCUGCCGGCCACCGCAGGAAGACGGAUGACACCGGGCGCGCUCUGGUGACGCAAGCACCGCGCCGGAAGUGCGACCCGACAGCUUCCCGGCUCUGUCAUGGCGGCUGCGGUGGCUCGUUGGAACCAUGUGUGGGUCGGCACCGAGACUGGGAUCCUGAAAGGGGUGAACCUUCAGCGAAAACAGGCGACGAACUUCACGGCCGCGGGACAGCCGCGGCGCGAGGAGGCAGUGAGCGUCCUGUGCUGGGGCGCGGGCGGCGAGACCCAAAUCCUGGUGGGGUGCGCGGACGGGACGGUGAAGCGCUUCGGUACCGAGGAAGGAGUAUUCCAGGGACAGAGGCACUGCCCCGGCGGGGAGGGCGCGUUCCGGGGCCUCGCCCGGGCCGACGACACCCUCAUCACAUGUGUGGAUUCUGGGAUCCUCAGAGUGUGGCGUGACAACGACAAGGAGGCCCCCUCUGACCCGCUCCUGGAACUGAGGGUGGGCCCUGGGCUGUGUAGGAUGCGCCAAGACCCAGCACGCCCCCAUGUGGUUGCCACAGGUGGGAAGGAGAAUGCUCUGAAGGUGUGGGACCUGCAGGGGUCUGAGGAACCCGUGUUCAGGGCCAAGAAUGUACGGAAUGACUGGCUUGACCUGCGUGUUCCCAUCUGGGACCAGGACAUACAGUUCCUCCCUGGGUCACAGAAGCUUGUCACUUGCACAGGCUACCACCAGGUCCGUGUCUACGACCCAGCCUCCCCCCAGCGCCGGCCAGUCCUGGAGACCACCUAUGGAGAGUACCCGCUGACAGCCAUGACCCUCACUCCUGAGGGCAAUUCUGUGAUUGUGGGAAACACUCACGGGCAGCUGGCGGAAAUCGACUUGCGGCAAGGGCGCCUGCUGGGCUGUCUCAAGGGACUGGCGGGCAGUGUUCGGGGGUUGCAGUGCCACCCUUCAAAACCCUUACUGGCCUCCUGUGGCUUGGACAGAGUCUUAAGGAUACACAGGAUCCGGAAUCCUCGAGGCCUGGAGCACAAGGUUUAUCUCAAGUCUCGACUGAACUGCCUGCUCCUGUCAGGCAGGGAUAACUGGGAGGAUGAACCCCAAGAGCCUCAAGAGCCCGGUGAGCUGCCCUCAGAAGACAGGGAGACGGAUGAACUUUGGGCAUCUUUGGAGGCAGCUGCCAAGCGCAAACUCCCUGAUUCGGAGCCGGCGCAAGGGGCUCUCCAAAGCAGACGGAGAAAAAAGAAGCGCGCUGGCUCCACCAGCCCUUGAAGACCCUGUGCCCGUUUUGUAAAUAAACAGCUCAAUACCCGCA